This is a messenger RNA of Camelina sativa (false flax), 864 nucleotides long. NCBI's taxonomy places the organism in Eukaryota, Viridiplantae, Streptophyta, Magnoliopsida, Brassicales, Brassicaceae. The record is from RefSeq and is a predicted model, not a curated record.
AUGCCAGACCAAGUAGUACCAGACCAAAUUGUGCCAAGACACAACAGUCAUAUUCGGGCUAUACCGUUGCAGAUGGUGUUAGCUGAUCAAAAAGAAGAACCAAGAGACUUAGAAUGGGAGAGGAUGUCUGAGUUAAGAAGAUUAAACCGAAGUCAUGUAAGGUUUGAGGAAGGAGAAAGCAGUUCAAAAUGGCCAAGGACGUCCUAUAAGGAGAUGCAACUGAGAGAGCAGCAGGAAGCACAGUCUGUGACUACGCAACCGAGAGGCCGACUGAGAAUAAGAGCCACUGCGCGAAAGAGAAUGGUAUAUCCGAACAAAGUCCACAUGAGGAAUCAACCUUAUUGUGAGUUGUGCGAGGGAGUUGGACACUGGACCAGAAACUGUUGGAGGACGUCACUUAGACGCAUGCUGUCACCCGAGCAUGCGGAAUGUGAUUCGUGUGGAAUGCGAGGGCAUUUUACCUAUCGCUGUCCGAAUCCAGAAUAUAUGAGGCAUUGGAGGCCUUGUGAUACUUGUGGGAUGCCGAUACAUUUGAACAAUCAUUGUUGGAGAGCGAGACCAGAUCGUCCAUUGUUUACAGAACCUAGUCGUUGUACUGAGUGUGGGGGAGGUGGACAUUUCCCUCCUAGCUGUCCAUACCGAGUUGUGCGAGAAAGAUCGAACCCAUCAAGCCAACUUGUGCAUACGGGGGAGAACCCGUUAGACCGAGCUAUUCGAGAUGAAGAAGACCCGAUGAAUCAAGCUGGAACCUUAUUGUCUGUCGCCUCUACCUCAACCGAGUCUCCCGCAGAACCGCAACCUGAAGAAUUGGCUAGGGCGUGUGUGUGCACUUGUGAAGAGUGUACUAGGCGCAGGAACCAGUAG